GGCGAAUGCUCUCCGCUCCGCCCACAUGCGUUCGCUUGGAUUAGAACUCUCCCCUUCCCAGAGUUGGGCGCCUGGUAAAUCAGAGUUCUGCGGCCACUCUGUCAAAACACGGAGAAACUAUUGACCAACGAGUGACGGAGAUAGAGGACACCGACACAAACCCCGACAACUGACGGGCAUUUUUACGCGUUGACUUGUGCAAGCGAUCGCCAAAAUGAGGACUUUCUUUCGAUGGACUUACUCGAUGUCAGCUUCUGUCUGCCACUGAGACGGCAAGUGAUACAAUUUUGUGAUAGUUUGUGAGGAGAGCGUCGGUGUGUUGUAACACAAGCGGGAUACCGGAAAAAUUGCGGAAUUUCGGCCAUUCGGGGCGCUCGUUUUGAUAACCUUGUGAGAAGAGGAUUAACCAGGUGUGGAGGGGUGUGUGUUGCUAGUGGGAUGCGCGGCCAGUGGCAGGAGUGUGGUUGGGACUGAGGGAGGAUGGUGAAACACCAGCCCCUGCAGGUGUACGAGAAGCAGCCGUGUCUGUCCUGCGUCACUGGCAUCUACGGAUGCCGCUGGAAACGCUACCAGCGAUCCCAAGAUGACACCUCCAAGUGGGAGUGCACCUGGUUCUUCAUCCUCUGCUGCUCCUUCUCCCUGCUGCUGGUCUGGGCCUACUUCUGGUGGGAGGCACACAACGACUACAACGACUUCAACUGGUUGUUGUAUAACCGCUCAGGAGAGUGGAGUGAUGGCACCACUCCCAUCCUCACCACUACAGCCGUGGGCCUCUCCUACACUACCUUCCUUAUGGGUCUAGCACUGUGUCACAUAGCACUGGGGCAACAGAUGAACCUCUACUGGAUUCACAAGGUGGGUGUGUUGGCUGUGCUGCUCACCACCAUCACAGGUGUGGUGUCCAUAGACGAGCUGUGGAGGAGCGAAUGGGACAUCGUCAUCAUCUCCCUACAGUUCACAGGCCCGUUCCUGCACAUGGGUGUCCUGGCAGCUGUGACUGCCCUGGCGUGGCUGGUGGCUGUUUUCGUGGUGCGGGGAGAGAGAAGCCAUCUCCAGAUGGGGGUGCUGGUGGUGUACUUCUUCGUGCUGCUGGCCCUCUACAUGGCCCCUCUGGCCAUCAGCUCCCCCUGUGUCAUGGACAAGAGCACCCUCAGGCCACGCCCACUGGUCUUCGGACGCAGAGGAGCACCUAUGCUGGGUCCAGAGAACACCAUCAUGGCGCUGAACAAAGCCAUCCAGCAGGGGGUCAGCGCCCUGGAGGCCGACGUGGCCAUCAGUCUGGAUGGCGUGCCCUUCCUCAUGAGAGACCGCACCCUGCGGCGCACCACCGACGUCCAGCGAGUCUUCCCCGACAGGCAGCAUGACGACGCCUCCCUCUUCACCUGGACCGAGCUCAGAUCCCUCAACGCUGGAUCCUGGUUCCUCAAGAAUGACCCCUACUGGACGGCCAUGUCCCUGUCCCCUCGUGACCGGCGGCGUGCGGGGAACCAGACGGUGUGCGGGCUGGCGGACCUGCUGCGCCUGGCCGGCAAGAGCAACUGCUCUGUGGCCCUCAGCCUGCGCCGCCCGCCCCCGGACCACCCCCGCUACCAGCUCUGGAUCAACGACACGCUCCGGGUGGUGCAGAAGUCUGGACUCCCACCCAACAGGGUGAUGUGGUCGUUGGAUGUGCGGCGUGAGCAGGUGAGACGUGAGGCCCCGCGGCUGCAGCAGAUGUCCCAGAAGAGGCUGACCAUGCAGCAGCUGAAGGACAUGCGCAUCACAGCCCUGUCCCUGCACUACAGCCAGCUGCUCAAGGCAGACCUCAGGCAGUACAUCCGGAAUAAUGUGAGUGUGAACGUGCACACAGUGAACGACCCCUGGCUCUACUCUCUGCUCUGGUGCAGCGGUGUGACAUCCGUGUCCUCAGAAGCCCCCAACAUCCUUAAAGACAUGCCUUACCCAAUAUGGCUCCUGAGCCCUGAUGCGUACUACCUGCUGUGGAUAGCCUGCGUUCUAGUCUCCUUUGGUGUCGUUGUUGCAAUCUUCAUUCAUCAGAAGUGGAAGAUGAGUGGGAUGCAGAGCUACAACCCGGAGCAGAUCAUGCUGAGUGCAGUGGUGCGGAGACCCAGCAGAGACGUCAACGUCAUGAAGGAGAAGCUCAUCUUCUCAGAGAUGGCCAAUGGCGUGACAAGCACAGACGACCUGUCAAUCUACACUGAAAACGGAUACGUCCGCUACACACCUGGCCCCCACUGACACGCACGCCCGCACACCCACACACACGUGUGUGAGAGAUGUGUCCACACACGCACACACACACUUGAAAGUCACAGAGAAGGAAACAAAGACUUUUUUUCUUCACUUAAUGAAGUGUUUUUUAAUUGUAAUUAUAUUUAUAUCUGUGACGGUGAUGUGAUUCCGUGUUGUGUGCUACUGUACAGCGGCGUGCAGUGAUGUGUUUCCUUCUGCACUGUUGUGGUGUUGACCAUUUUCGAAUUUACUUUUUUUCACUGACAUUGCAGUUGAAUGUUGUGCAGGUGAAGUGGUUUGGGUCUUUUUGCGGUCCAUUUGAACUGUGUAACGUAGUUUAUUCCAAAAGAAAGAAAAUCCGGUAACACUUCAUUUUAGGGAUACAUCUAUUAGCACUAAUACAUACAAUAUUAAUGCCUGCAUAAGUAACUUGUAAGGCAUGUGCUAAGCAAACACUAAGGCCUACUAGGCCCUUACUAUGGUUAAAUUGGUAAUAAAUCCCUUAUUGUCCAUGAACAAGAUAUUUGUGAAUACAUGCCUAACAAAUGUUUGAUUGUGCUUUGUACAUGCCUUACAAGUUACUUAUACAGGGACAUUGUAUGUAUUAGUGCUAAUAGAUGUAUCCCUAAAAUAAAGUGUUACCGAAAAUCAUACUGUACAUAAUGUUCUGAUUUUGCUCAUCAAUGCCAUGUGGAUUGUCAAGCUGGUGUUUUUAACUCGCGUCUGUAAGAUGGAAUAUCACUGUGUUGCCUUUAUCGUGGUCAAGUAUGGAACAGUAGACACAGCGUAGGAAAGAAAAUACUCGAAAAAAAGAUAUAUGUAUAACGUUCAUUAUGUCUAACUGUUUAAAUUAACACUUGAGAUUUUCUUUUACUUAAGACAUGUCUUAAGUAAGAUAAACUAAAAGAGAAUCUCAAAUGUUAAUAGGAAAAAAGAUACUAGUGGAUAACUCUGCUGUCGGUGACUGUCCAAACAACAUAUCGUGAGCUUGGUAUUGCAAGAAGUGAACUUAAAGUGUCUUAAAUGAAUAUUGUUUUUCAUGUUUUACUUGUAGCUGAAUACUAUAUGCCGAGUACUUACUGUCUACCGUGGUUUCCAGUGAGAAAAAAGCAAUUUGAAUUUUGAUAUAUCUGAUGAACAGACGUGUAUGUUGCGGUUUAAGAUGCUCCAUGAAUGUGAUUUUUGAACAAUGUACUGUACAUUUGCAACAUAUUAUAUUGUUUAAAGUGUUGUACAUACUCCCUCCGACUCACGCACACACAUCGGAAAC
This is a messenger RNA of Engraulis encrasicolus (European anchovy), 3502 nucleotides long. It is a transcript of the gene gdpd5a, whose product is annotated as glycerophosphodiester phosphodiesterase domain containing 5a. Lineage: Eukaryota; Metazoa; Chordata; Actinopteri; Clupeiformes; Engraulidae. The record is from RefSeq and is a predicted model, not a curated record. Gene Ontology annotation, cellular component: plasma membrane. The transcript has 16 exons. Gene Ontology annotation, molecular function: glycerophosphodiester phosphodiesterase activity. Gene Ontology annotation, biological process: positive regulation of neuron differentiation; lipid metabolic process. The coding region runs from base 481 to 2238 and encodes 585 amino acids.